Messenger RNA from Chelonus insularis, 752 nucleotides. Its product is annotated as RNA polymerase II degradation factor 1-like. Lineage: Eukaryota; Metazoa; Arthropoda; Insecta; Hymenoptera; Braconidae. The transcript has 3 exons. The record is from RefSeq and is a predicted model, not a curated record. The coding region runs from base 136 to 540 and encodes 134 amino acids.
CCACAGCCACCCUGGGUAACAGCAGCCCAUAUAGAAGUGCGUCGCCAAGUCGUUGUCAGUCUGUAUUGAUUCUGCUUCCAAAUCUACAUUAUCUAAGAGCAGAUUAGCAUAUUCUUGACUCACACUUCUGCAAUUAUGAAGUCUCUCAUCUUUUUAACUUUGAUGAUUCUGCUGGGUUUGACUCACGGAGUUGAACAUUGGAAUGUUCGUGAACGUAGAGCAGCUCAACAACAAAAUUAUCAACAGCCUCAACAAAACUACAGACCUUAUUCUCAAGCUCCAGCUAACAUCAAGCAAUUGUUACAACUCCAACAAGCUCGUGAACCUUUAGUUCAUCUUCCACCACAACCACCACCAAAUCUAGGACCAGCUAAUCCAGCUCAACCUGUCCAAGUGUCUCAAGGACAAGCUGGUGGAUACCAACCUCAAGUUCAAUUUGGUCAAGCUCCACAGCAACCUAAUUACAAAAAUCAAGCUGCUGCUUUUGCAGCUCAAUACAGACCACAAAAUCAGCAACAACAACAACAAUAUCAGGGAUAAGUAAAUAGAGAUUCAUUUGAAUAUUAAAUUAAAUUCAAUGAUUGAAUUAAUUGUUUUUACUUCUAUCACUUAGAAGAUUAACUUCUGUUUCUUAUUUUGCCAAUUAUUAUUCAUAGUUACAAGUUUUCUCACUAAUCUACUCAUGUUCAUCUUUUCAUUUUAUUUUCUGUGAUUGUAUUGCAUAUGUCAUUACUGUAAAGCUUUUCAUAACA